Messenger RNA from Paramormyrops kingsleyae, 2359 nucleotides. NCBI's taxonomy places the organism in Eukaryota, Metazoa, Chordata, Actinopteri, Osteoglossiformes, Mormyridae. The record is from RefSeq and is a predicted model, not a curated record.
UCCCCAGUCUUGCAUGCCGUUAAGAUGUGCCUUUAUUUGUAUUGCAGGUUCCAAAUUUGCAGUUUUCUAAAUGUUUUUGCAGAUUCCUCCAUUAGCUAUAUCCAAUAAGUUUAAAGAUCUACUGGAUCUAUAGAAAUAACCACAAGGCAGAUGCGAACGAGGAAUUUGACGUCAGUGAGUUAGUGUGAACUUUAAACAGCACGAGCCUGAGAGCGAAAGUGCAGCGCUCACGCGGGUUUCCUUUGCUGGGGGUAAAGCCGGGAGCCCAACUCUCUUAUAAUCUUAUUAUUAUCUUAUUAUUAUUAUCCUAUCGAACACGCAUGACACCAGGCGGACGCGGCUGAAAAAGAAACGGGGAAACUUCUAAAGCUUCUGUUCUUCUUGCUGUGGCACACGUGAGCUCCGGGAUUUUGCGUUAAAUUAGGUCUUCAUGGCGAUUUUAAAGAAAACUGAAUAAAUGCAAGGCGAGGGCUGCCAAUUCCAGACGUUAACGGGGCGCUAUGAACUGGGACAAGAUAAACGGGGCUCGGGCUCGUCUAAGAAACAUCGCUCCUAAUUUUCUGAAAAACACAAGAAGGCAAGAGCAGGCAUCUCAGUCGGGUCUACAGGCACCCACAGCCAAGCCGGACGACCCCUUGGAGAGGUCUGCUCCUGAGACAUACUUUCAGAGUGGGCAUUUCUUUGAGUACUUGGUGGUGGUGAGCCUCCGGAAGAGUGGGGGGUGUGCCUACAGCCCAGAGAUCACCUACCAGUUCCCCAAGUGUGAUGGCCUGGUGAAGCUCCAGAAGGAGGAAGAGGAGAAGACUCUGAAGGCCAUCACCCUGUUCUGCUUCCCCGAAGGGGUCCAGUGGGCACCGCUGACAGAAUACCACAGUGAGACCUUCUCCUUUGUUCUAACGGAGCUGGAUGGCAGCAGGAGAAAUGGAUACUGUCGCAGGCUGCUGCCCAAUGGCAAAGGUGCCCGUCCCCCGGAAGCCUAUUGCAUCAUCAGCCGUUUGGCCUGUUUUGGACUCUUCUCAAAGAUCUUUGACGAGGUGGAGAAGCGACGGCAGAAAUCCAUGGCGAUGAUCUAUCCAUUCAUGCAGAGCUUGCGGGAAGCACAAUUUCCAGCACCGGGGCAGACAGUGAGAAUCAAGAGCUUCAUCCCUGAGUCUGGCACAGAGGAGAUCGCACUGACGCGGCCUCUGGACUCAUGGCUGGAACAUGUGGACUUCCGCAUAUUGUUCCGCUGCCUGAGUGAUGAGCAGGUCCUGCUGGUGUUUGCCGCCACCGUAAUGGAGAGACGCAUCAUCUUUGUGGCAGAGGAGCUCAGCACGCUGUCCCAGGUGAUCCAUGCUGUAGCGGCCCUGCUGUACCCCUUCAGCUGGCAGCACACCUUCAUCUCCAUCGUCCCAGAGAUCCUCAUCGACGUCGUCAUGGCCCCCACGCCCUACCUGCUUGGUGUGCAGAAGCGCUUGCUGGAUCUCAUCUCAGACCAAAACGACCUGCUGCUUGUGGACUUAUCCGAGGGAUCUCCAGAGACCAUCACAUCCAGCAGCAAGGACGAGCAGGACAUCCUACCUCCAAAGCUACGGGAUGAGAUUAUGGAGGCCUUAAGCCAUAGGAGGAAUGACUCGACGCUGGAGGAGCUGAAUGGCGUGGUGUCCAGUGCCUUCCUGCUCUUUUUCGUGAAGACGGUCGGCCACUUCGGCAAGUUCAUCAGGCGUCCCAGGAACGGCCAGCCGGCGACCUUUGACAGGCGGGGCUUCUGCAGGGCGGCAGAUUCCCGCAGCAUCCGCACAUUCGUCGAAAAGUUUGUCAAGACGCAGAUGUUCGACUUGUUCAUCCAAGACACGGAGCGGCAGCCAGCCUCACAGGAAGGUUAGAGUCCCCGUUCAAGGAUCCGAUUCACAUCCCCCACCUCUUCAGCAGAUAUUCCAUGCUUGCUGACCAUGUUCAGGCAAGAGACUCGGGGCCUUCUUGAUAAAUCUGCCUCCCCCUUUUUCAGCUGGCAGACGGGUGGAAAACAGAGGGUAAAUAGGAAGGGCUUUACUUGUCACUGUCAUGUCAACACCAGAUACCAAAGUAAACGUCAUUUUAAUGUCGACUUCUGAAGCCUGUUUGACAGCAAUCAAAGGGCCAUAGUUGAUUUUUGCUGGCAAAUUAUUCUUUGAGUGUGCUUCAACCAGGGUUCGUACACAUUUUUACCAUUACAUUUCCAUGACUUUUCCAUGACUUUUCCAUGACUUAAAGGUAAAUAUUCAUGACUUAAUAAACAGUAGUUCUGAGGCACUCACAAGGAAUAUAAGUUUUAAAAGCCUUUAUUUAAACUUGGUUAUCCAUUAAAAACAUGCCAACAUGUUUCAGCCUCUGUGGCCUU